Messenger RNA from Aphidius gifuensis, 2121 nucleotides. RefSeq names its product neprilysin-2-like. The transcript is spliced from 4 exons. Gene Ontology annotation, molecular function: metalloendopeptidase activity. NCBI's taxonomy places the organism in Eukaryota, Metazoa, Arthropoda, Insecta, Hymenoptera, Braconidae. Gene Ontology annotation, cellular component: plasma membrane. The record is from RefSeq and is a predicted model, not a curated record. The coding region runs from base 1 to 2121 and encodes 706 amino acids. Gene Ontology annotation, biological process: protein processing.
AUGAUGUCACAUAUUUUAUUACCAUAUGCUCAAAGAAGUAUAGAUGAUUAUGAUGACAAUUUUUGUUCAACACCUGCCUGCAUGGAAAUAGCUAGAAGCAUAAAAGCAAAGAUGAAUGAUAGUGCUGAUUAUUGUGAUGAUUUUUAUAAUUAUGUUUGUGGAGGCUUUGUUAAUUCAACGUUGAUACCUGAUGACAAGAACAGCGUUAGUAUUGCUACUCCAUUGGAAGACAUAGUUUUAAAGCAACUAAACACAAUUAUCUCGAGACCCAGUCAACCAGAUGAGCCUGAAAUCUUCAAGUUAGCAAAAAGUUUGUACAAAAUAUGCAUGGAUAUAGAUGCAAUUGAAGAGCAAGGUGUAAAACCACUCUUUGAUUAUGUGGAACAACUUGGUGGCUGGCCUGUUCUCAAAAAAGACAAUGAAUGGAACGAGAGUUUAUUCAAUUGGAAAGAAAAUAUUGCUCAGAUAUCGAAAAAUAAAUUUUGGUUAACUAGUUUUUUUCGAUUUUAUAAAACAGUUGACAUUAAAAAUAACACACGAAGAGUCAUCGGUUUGAGUGAUUAUAAUGCACGACUGGCUCGAGAGAAUUUAGUAAAAGGUCUAGAAGAUAAAUCUGUUAUAAAUUAUUUUAAUUAUAUGGUUAACAUGUCCGUUGCAUUGGGAGCUGAGCAAGAACAUGCUGAAGAAGAACUUAAAGAAGCUCUCGAGUUUGAAAUAAAAUUAACAAAUUUAACUCGACCAAAUGAAGACUAUCGUGAUAAAAAUUUAGCUUACAAUCCAAUGACUCUUGGUGAUUUGGCCAAAAAAUAUCCUUACUUUGAAUGGAAAAAAUAUUUAAAUCAUCUACUUUCACCAUCAAAUAUAUCAGUUAACGAUGACGAAAUAAUUAUUGUCACUAAACCUGGAUACUUUGAUAAAUUAGAUAAAUUAAUAGAUUCAACACCCAAAAAAAUUCAAGCUAAUUUAGUUAUAUGGAAGGAGAUUCGGCGUUUGUCUAGAUACUUGAACGAAAAUAUUCGAAAAGUAAACGUAAAUUAUGAAAAAAUCAAAACUGGAAUAAUAAAAAUUACACCAAGAUGGAUGAAAUGCACUCAUACUGUUUCUUCUACUUUUUCAAUAGCCACAAAUGCAUUAUAUGUUCGUGAAUAUUUUAAAAAAGAAUCCAAAGAUAAUGUUGCCGUUAUGGUAAAAAAUAUACACAAUCAAUUUAUAAAAUUGCUAAAUAGUACCAGUUGGCUGGAUGAAGAAACAAGAAUAAAUGCCAUAAAAAAAGCUGAAAAAAUAAAUCAAUUUGUUGCUUAUCCUGAUGAGCUUUUAAAUAAUUCAAUAAUUAAUGAUUAUCAUAAAGCCUUUGAAAAUUUUGAAAUGAUUGGUGAUAGUUAUGUAGAAAGCUUCUUGAACUUGGGUUUUUUUGUAAAUAAAAUUGGGUGGAGUGAAUUCAGAGAAAAAUAUGUUCCAAAUAUGUGGGAUAGUUUUGCAGCUAUGUCAAGUAUGGUAAAUGCAUUUUACAGUCCACCUGAAAAUUCAAUAAUGCUUCCUGCUGGCAUUCUUCAAGGUGAAUUUUUUAAUAAUGAACUUCCAAAGUACAUGAAUUAUGGUGCAAUUGGAGGAGUUGUUGGACAUGAAAUAAUGCAUGCUUUUGAUGAUCAAGGAAAACAAUUCGAUGCUUAUGGAAAUGUGUUGAAUUGGUGGUCAAAUUCAACAAAUGAACAGUAUAAGAAAAAAGCUCAAUGUAUUAUUGAUCAAUAUGGAAAUUAUACUAUCAAAGAAAUUAAUUUAAAUAUAAAUGGAAUCAACACACAAGGAGAAAAUAUUGCAGAUAAUGGAGGAAUAAAAGCUGCUUAUUUGGCUUACAAUGCUUGGUCAAAUAAUAAUGAAUUGGAAAAAAAACUUCCUGGGUUUGAUUUCAAUCAUAGACAAAUGUUUUGGAUAUCUUAUGCAAAUACAUGGUGUGCUAAAACUCGUCGUGAAACUCAAAAGCUUAAAUUAACAACUGACACUCAUAGUCCAUCAGAAUUUCGAGUCAAUGGACCUCUAUCAAAUACAGAAGAAUUUUCAACAGACUUUGGAUGUCCCAUAGGCUCUAAAAUGAAUCCAGAAAAAAAAUGCACUAUUUGGUAG